Aspergillus aculeatinus CBS 121060 is the source of this 1048-nucleotide messenger RNA. RefSeq lists its product as uncharacterized. The transcript has a single exon. The record is from RefSeq and is a predicted model, not a curated record. NCBI's taxonomy places the organism in Eukaryota, Fungi, Ascomycota, Eurotiomycetes, Eurotiales, Aspergillaceae. Bases 211 to 954 code for a protein of 247 amino acids.
UCUCCAACUUCUUCCCUGGAGUGAGCAUGUGCUUGUGGCCAGGCCGCAGGAGCUUUCGGUCGGUCUCUUUACUGUUGUCCUCUCACUUCUAUCCCUGAUCUCUCAUUCGCCGGAGCCAGGGCUGCUCAUCGCUUAUUCAAAGCCCGGGUGGGAGGGCUACUCGAUCAUUCGAGGGAAUCUCUAAAACCUAAGGAACUUUAGAGUUAUCCAAUGUCGCCUGUAUCGCAAGAGUCGCACUGGGCUUUGUCCAAGAAAGUUGUCGUUUCUGUGCCGGGCACGGAACAUUCUUGCGAUGCCAGGUGUCGCAUUGCCUACUCCAACGACCCCGAGCGAGGAUCUAUCUCUCUUAGUAUCAAGGCAGCCCUUGCUAACUCCACUGACAGAUCGGAUUCACUAACAUUGAAUAUCUGCCCCAAAGCGGUCCAGAACUCUUCGCUAGUUAAGAGAAGCAACCCUAACCUGUGCCCAUCGGAAUUGUCCUCGAAAAUACGACAAACUAUAAGCGGUGCUACGGAUGUUUCAACGCUCAGUAUACAUUUAGCUAGGCCUGGGGUUGUUCUUUGUCCAUCCUGGGCAAAGUCUCUGAGUUCUUCCGAUCCAGAAGACUCAAAUUUCAUUUCAUUCGCCCAUAUUUGCCAAUCAAAAUCGCUACGCCUACACUUUGCCCUGGUACAAUUUCAGGGGGGAGAAUUUGAGACGUUGAGGAAAUUUUGCUCUAGAAUACAAACCCUCCAGCCAGAGUCUUUCGACCAUCAUCGACAUGGUGUAGUCGAGAGAGAUCCGAGUAUAUUCAAGCUCUCUCCACCGCCAUAUGAUGAGGAACAUGUAUCAACACCGGCUGAGCAAGCGGGUCCACCCCAAUACAAUGACCAACCCGAAUUGAAUCCGGCCAUUGGCAAACGGGUCAGAGGUAUGUCCCAUCUCCACAGUUACAGGAGAUUUCAGCUUUCAUAGCCUGUUGAUGGUCUCUAGGGUGGUCUCUGUCACCCGAAGAAUGUUGCAAAAGGCCGCUUCUUACACAACCAGACUGGCUUGGAGCACCUACCGA